GGACCGGGCGCCGCGGAGCACCGGACGAGAACCCCCAGCCCAGCCCAGCCGCACCGCACGAGCGCUGCCGGCGCGCCGACAUGGCGGACAGCAGCGACGACGCCGAGCCGCCGACCGUCGUCGGCGCCGACGACGAGGCGCUCGACGGGAUGGGGCCGACGCCAGCCGAUCCGGCGGUCGAUGAUCGGCCGGCACAGGCCGACGCCGGAGCGAGCGCGUCGGACGCGUCAGAGCAGGAGGGCGCGCCCAGCGAGCAGGAGUUUGACGAGGCGCAGCUCGACUCAGCCGACUCGGAAGACGGCGAUAGCAAGAAGCCGUUGCCGGCGUGCAAGCUAAAGCGCAACUACUAUUGCAAAGUGUGCUCGUUCAGUACGACGAAUCCUCGCGAGUUUCUGUAUCAUCAGAAGGAGGUGCAUCGUGCGAAGCUGCAAAUCAACAAAUGCCCGCACUGCAUAUACGCGUCUCGGUGUAAAGUGAAGUUGAAUCGCCACGUCCGCAUGGUGCAUGAGGACAAGUCGUUCAAGCAGGAGGAAUCACCUGAGAAGUCAUUGACUAUUGCCUGUUCUCCUCCACUAAAAGAAGACGAGGACGACGAAGAGGGAAUUGAGGAAGAAGAAAUCGAGGAAGAGAGCAUGCUCUCGUUAAAGGAAUUGGAGGACAGGGGGGCUGAGAUUCUCAGGGAAGAAGAUAUUGAAGAAGAAAUGACAACGGCCCUCUCGCAUAAGUCUUCGAGGUCUCGCAGUGACCUAAAAAAGAAGUUUUAUCGCUGUUCGAAGUGUCAGUACAUGACCCACAUCAAGUCUCGCUUCACCAAGCAUGUCAAAUACCACUCCAUGCCGAUGAUCAAGUGCGAGCUUUGCGAAUUUCGCACGCCUUACAAGUGGAACCUGGACCGCCACAUGAAGAAUCACAGUGGCAGCGGCGAGUUCCAGUGCAACCAGUGCAACUUCACGGCACACAUCAAGCAGAGCCUGACGGUGCACAUCCAGAACCACCACCUGCCGGCCAGUCAGGUUCUGGAGAAGCUGCGUGCCAAGUGUAACGUGGGCGGCUCGGAUGUCAUGGACCCGACGGACCCGUCCGCCGAAGUGGUCGAGGUCGACGAGGAGGAGAUGCUGCGCCUGGAGCGCGAGGAGGACAUGGACGAGGACGACGUGGAGCAGGAGGACGUGAAGGCGACGAAGGAGGCGUCGCGGCCGAGGGUCAAGCUGACCGCGCGCAAGACGAUGCCAUCAGCUCGCGCGAGCGCCGAGAACAGCGAGCGGCACGACUUCGAUAACGACUUCGUCCACCCGGAUGACGUCGUCGAGCGCAACGGCAAGAUCUACAUCAAGGACUUGAAGUGUUCAGUGUGCAGCUACAAGACACUGUACGAGAAGGACCUGCUGCGACACGAGUACUCACAGCACGGCGUCGUGCGCAACGGCGUCAUCCCGCCGGUGUUCAGCGCGCCGAAGCCAGCGCCACCCGUGGCGACCAUCGUCAGUGCGCAGGCGCGCGCGCCCGCCGCGCUGCUCGUGGCCGCACCGGUCGCCGUCGAGAAGCCCAAGCCGAAGCGGCCGCCGCCCAGCCUGAUCCCGAUCCCCAGCUUGGCGUCACAGCCGGACGGCGAGGGCUCGGAGCCGGACGCGGACGCGGACGCGGCCGAGCGCGCCGACGCCGAGAGCGUCGACGGCGACUCGCCAGAGGCGGUGGCCAUGAACGAGCGGGCCGAGCGCGCCGCCGAGGAGUUCCUCUCGGCCAAGCCGACCGAGGCGGGGCCACGCUCAGUGCUGGAUCGGCUCUUCUGCAAGAAGAUGGCGGCGGCCGGCGCCGACGCGCCCAAGUCGGAUGAGACGAAGCCGGCGUCCGGCGCGCCGCCCGGUGGCAAGCAGUUGUCGCGUGGGACGUCCACCCGCUGCCAGUACUGCCGGCACCGUUGCAAGACCACCGACGACCUGCGCACGCACCAAAAGACCUGCCCUGAGGCGACCAAGGACAAGGCGGCGACGGCGGCCGACGAACCUGACGCCGAGAGGAAGGUGUUCGUGUGGAACUCAGGGACGGCCGACGCUGAACAGGUGGGCGAGGAGAAGACGGUGUUGGAGAAGGAGUUGAAGGUGGUGGGGGAAGUGGUCGCCGAUGAAGACGGUGGCGCUUCACCGGAGGCCAACGGCUCGCCGAAGACGCGCUCCCACGGACCGGCGAACGACUCAGAUGCCAACGCUAAGAUGGUGACGCGGAGAGUUUUCAAGUGCCCCAGCUGCACCUUCUGGGCGACCACGGCGUCACGCUUCCACGUGCACCUGGUGGGCCACAUGAACAUGAAGCCUUACGAAUGCUCCGAAUGUGGCUACCGCUCCAACUGGCGCUGGGAUAUCACCAAGCAUAUCAAACUGAAGUCGGCCAAGGACCGCAGCCACCUGCGGGCGAAGCUCUUCAUCAACGACGGCGGCAGCACGCGCGACUACGACAAGUAUGACGUGUACCUCGAGUACAUGGAGGUAGAGGAGGGCCUGCAGUGCAAGCCGCAGGUGAGCUCCGCGCCGCGCAAGCGCUCCUACUCCGUCUCUCCGGCGUCGCAGUCGGCGGCCGGGCUGCCGCGGCCGCCGCGGCCGCCGCUGCCGGUGCGGCCCGGCCUGCCGGUGCCGCCCAACGUCACCAUCACGUCCCGCUACGGCGGCCUGCCGCAGCCCGUGUACGAGCCGCCGCUGAUCGCCUUCCGCCACGUGGGCUUCAAGCAGCCGCUGCUGGACCUGCGCUACCCGGUGCGCGGCAUGCUGCUGCAGGGCGUGCGCCUGCCGGGCGUGCCGCUGAAGCCCGCGGCGCCGGCGCCCAGUCUGGAGUCGCUGAAGCGCAUGGACCCGGCGCUGGCCGCCAUGGGCAUCACGGACGAGAACACGGCCAUCGUGAUGCCAGAGCCGCCGCCGGACGCCACCGCCGCUGCCGCCGCCGCUGCUGACCCGACCGGCAAGAAGGCCACCGUCUGGCGCUGCAAGAAGUGCAACUUCAAACACAAGGACCGCCGCAUGAUGCUGGCCCACGUGGCCAAGCACACCAACCGAGAGAAGUACAACUGCGGCCACUGCGGCAAGCCCUCCAACUGGCAGAGUGUCAUCCGGCGGCACUGCCGGAUGAAGCACAACGGCGACGUCUCGGUGGUGGAGAACAAGCUGGAGACGGAGGACCAGCCGCCACAGAAAGCGGCAUCGCAGAAACCCGGCUCUGAUGUCACCAUCUCCGUCGUUAAUAAACAGGGCGACAGCGCCACGGGCGGCGUCUCGUUCCGGUGCGACAUCUGCUCAUACACCUGCGCCAACACGGACGAGACGAUAUCGGCACACAUGCAGCACCACACGCCGCAGCCGGGCGCCACCUUCAAGUGCAUGUUCUGUCCAUACUACGUGGGCACCAAAAAGGCGCUGUGCGACCACAUGAUCCUGCACGGCGUGACGUCACCGCAGCACUUCCUAGCGCAGAAGACCCGGGAGUCGGCCGGCGCGGUACAGGUCGCUCCGCCGCCGGCAGAGCCGUUCGAGCCGGUUGAGCUGGUGCAGGUGGGCCCGGCCGAGCCGCAGAGCGCUAACAAGCCGUUCCGCUGCACCCACUGCCCGUUCUCGACCGACUCCAAGAGCCAGUUCCUGCACCACCGACAGUUCCACAUGCCGCGUGGCAUGCCUUACCGCUGCCCGGCCUGCUCAUACGGCGUGGCGCAGCGCUCGCACUUGAUCCAGCACGCGCGCUUACACGGCCUGCAGCCGCGCGCCGGCGGCACCGGCACGGGCACCGGCGCCGGCACCGGCACCGGCACCGGCACCGCCACCGGCGCCGGCACCGUCACGGGCGCGGGCACCGGCGCCGGCGACCGACCGCGCCGCUCUCUGCUGAAGCCUGAGCGUAGCACCGUGUCCGGCCCCGUGCUGCGCGACUCCGAGACGCGCCUGCUGGACGAGGUGCCGCUGGUGUGGGUGUCGCGCGGCGGCAAGUUCUUCAAGAUGUUCAAGUGCCGCCAGUGUCCGCACGUGAACCUGCGCAAGAGCAACAUCCAGGACCACGAGCGGAUGCACACGGACCGGGACCUGGCCGGCUAUGCGCACCGCUGCACCAAAUGCAACUACGUCUGCAUCAACGCCGGCGUCCUCUCGGGCCACCUCAAGGUGCACACCUACUGGCUGGGCAAGAUCCACGCCGUGGUUGACAUGAAGAAGACGGACGAGGAGCAGCUACGCGAGAUCCUGGGCGAGGACUCGGUGAGCGACGUCGAGGUGCUGGUCGACAAGACGCUGGCGCUGCCGGCGCCGUCGCCUGCUGCCCCGGCGCCGGCGGCGGCGGUGACCGAGGGCGGCGGCGACCCAGAGCGCAUCCUCUACUUCUGCCAGCACUGUCCGGCGCGCUUCUUCCACGACAACGAGAUCAAGAUCCACUCGCGCUUCCACGGUAUGAACCUGCCGUUCACGUGCCAGAAGUGUAGCUACACGGCCCGCCAGCAUCCGCAUCUGCUGGCUCACCUCAAGGUGCACUCGGACGAGUACAGGGAGCGCACGCGCUCGCUGCUAGUCAUCUACACCAGCUCGCCCGACCACCCGCCGCGAGGCACCGCGCCCGCCGCGCCCGGCACCGCCGCCGCCCCCGCCGUCCCGGCGCCCGUCCCGUCGCCGCCGGACAAGCGACCGACGCCGUCGCCGUCGCCAUCGCCGGCCGCGCGGCCGGUGCCGUCCGUCCCGCCCGCGCCCACCUCCAAGCCGGCCUGGAAGGUGAAGCGGUUCGCCUGCAGCAAGUGCCCGGCGCGCUUCGUCAAGGACGCCACGCUCAAGUACCACCUGUCGCUGCACGGCAGCGCCGGCCCGUUCCGCUGCGACAAGUGCAACUACGCCGUCAAGACGUACGGCAACCUGGUGCAGCACCUCAACCUGCACAGCGAGUCGGACGUGGCAGGCAACGGCAGCAGUCACCGAUCCUCGCCGGAGGCAGACCUGGCGCGACUGCGCGCGCCGGCUGCCGAUGACUUCCCCAUGUCGGGCGUUGACCUGCUGAAGCGCAAGCUGGACUUCGAGAAGGAGCACAUGGGCGCGCUGAACGAGAGCAACAUGCCGUCGCGCAAGGUGAUGCGCUUCGCGCCGCCCAGCAUGGACCCGUCGAGCCCUUACUACGCCGAGCGCGCCGGCAACCCGGACUUUGCGUACCCGACAGUGCUGGAUCGCUACGGUCGCGAGCGCGAGAAGCGGUACAAGUGCCGCCGCUGCCCGUCCGCCUUCGAGAAGCGCGAGCAGUACGUCAAGCACACCAGCCUGCACAGCGUGCAGAACAAGUACACGUGCACCAUCUGCGACUACUCGGUCAAGUACUACCCCAACUUCUGCAACCACAUGAAGCGGCACGGCAUCCGGCCGCCGCCGGCCGAGGAGGCGGCCAGCGCGCUCGUGUCGGGGCUGGAGUCGGGCUCGGUGUCGCCGAGCGGUGCGGCCGGCGGCGGGGGCGACUCGCCGCGGGCGGCCGGCGCCGGCCGCGCCGUCUACACCGGCCCGCCCGAGCUCACCACCGUCGAGAAGCAGCAGCUGGUGCUGCAGCGCGUUCGGGAGGAGCAGGACGCGCUGAAAGAAGAUUCUGAGCCGCCCCGUAGGGUACACUGGUGCGAGCUGUGCCCCUACGCCAACAUCCGAAGGGACACCACCGAGAACCACCGGUGGCGCCACCAGUUCUACGGCAGCCGCGGAGGCUUUAGUUGCAAGUACUGCGACUACGCGGCGCACCAGUCGCACUUGCUGCGCGAGCACCACAAGAUCCACUUCAGGCCGUGCAAGUACAUCAGGGUCGACUCAUUCACGGAACUUGUCAAGCUGGAGGUCUUCAUGAAGGAGGUCAGCGUGGAGGAUGACAAGGAGGCCCUGGAGGAGACGUUCGAGGACGUGGACGUCUCCACGCACGACGUGCUGUUUACCGCGUGCGACUGGGACGAGGACGAGGAGCGCGACGAGCCGGCCGGCGCCGAGCCGCCCGUGCUCGUCAACGUCAAGACGGGCGAGUUCGUCAGCGACCGGCGCGACGGCGAGGCGGCGGCCAGCGACGCCGAAGACGUCGAGGCCGAGCUGGCGGGCGGCGCGAGAGGCGAGGGUGCCGAGCCGGGCGCCGAGGCGGCGGGCGGCGGUGGAGGCGGGGGCGGGGAGACGGAGAUCGAGCAACACACAAACGCGGAGAAGCACCGCGAUCCCGUGGUGAAAGCCGAGGACGAGGACAACGCUGGCGAACGCGCUGGCGAGGAAGACGCCUUCGGCGCCGACCGUGAAGAUUCGCUGGAUGGUGGAGGUGAAGCCCCGACGCUGCCGGUGAAGGCGGAGGACGACGAGGGGGAGCGGCACGGAGAAGAGCCGGACGAGGAGAUGGCAGAGGAGGACGAGGAGAUUGCGGCCGAGGACGAGGAGAUGCCAGAGGACGAGGACGAGGACGCGGCCGGGGCGGACUAGCGGCGGGAGGGCGGCGCACCGCCGCCGCCUGCCGCCCCGGUCACGCCCCCAGCGCCUGGUCCCGGCAGAAGCCGACGCCCACGGUCCGCCUCCAGGCUCGGCCUCAGCUGCCGCAGCUGCUCCUGCUGACACGCCCGCCAAAACCCGGCGACGGAGUGACGGACGCGGCUAAACCGGCGCGUAGCUCGUGCCCUGCUGAGCUAAGUAGAGCUACGGGAGGCCUGUGAGAACUCCAGGACAGCCUGGAUUAAUGCAGGAAGUCUGGGUGCAAAACGUGGCGCACAUGCCUGUUGUGCGCGUCGUAAAGUGCCACUGGCGACGGCCUUGCCGCUGACCAGACACUUAAUGCGGUGGU
This is a messenger RNA of Pollicipes pollicipes, 6795 nucleotides long. RefSeq lists its product as uncharacterized. The transcript has 12 exons. Gene Ontology annotation, cellular component: nucleus. Bases 81 to 6440 code for a protein of 2119 amino acids. The record is from RefSeq and is a predicted model, not a curated record. Lineage: Eukaryota; Metazoa; Arthropoda; Thecostraca; Pollicipedomorpha; Pollicipedidae. Gene Ontology annotation, biological process: regulation of gene expression.